Drosophila mauritiana is the source of this 348-nucleotide messenger RNA. RefSeq names its product glycine-rich RNA-binding protein 2. The transcript has a single exon. The coding region runs from base 1 to 333 and encodes 110 amino acids. Lineage: Eukaryota; Metazoa; Arthropoda; Insecta; Diptera; Drosophilidae. The record is from RefSeq and is a predicted model, not a curated record.
AUGAAGUUUCUUGCCCUGAGUCUCGCCCUGAUCGCCGUGAUCUCCUGCUCUCUGGCCAUACCUGUGGAUUUCGACAAUGGAGAACCAUUGACACUCUUGGAAUUGGAGGCGGAACAGGAGCCACAAGUGGAUGAACUGGAGGGCGAGAGAGUGGUACGAGGACUAGGAGGACUUGGCGGCAAGUUCGGCGGCUUCGGAGGACUCGGCGGCUUGAAGGGAGGAUUCGGUGGUCUGGGACAUGGCUUUGGCGGUGGAUUUGGAGGACACGGUUUCGGCGGCGGCUUCGGUGGACUCGGCAGCUUCAAGAGCCUAUUCGGCAAGAAGUUCCGCUAAAGCAACAGCACUCAC